CGUACACAAGAUAUACUUCACCUAGCCGGUAGUGCUCCACCCCAGACUAUCGACGGAAAUCCAUAGCGCCACCGGAGGACGCCACACGGCGGCAAGCUCAACCACACCACAACCGCCAAUCCGGGACUGGCCUGCAGAGUCUUCCCCUGCACGGAAACAGCUAGCCAUAAGCCCUCAAGAUCAGCCAGGAUAUAGUAGUUGGCUAGUUGCUGGUUGGAAGGUGAUUUGAUGUGUACUGGUUCGCUACAAGGUUAAGACGAGCAUUUGGAUUCCAAAAUCCAUAUUGUUCUCUAUGGCUUCCAUUUUGCAACAAAUACCUGCAGAUGAUUCAGUUCUUGUAAGUGUCACCCAUGCAAAUAUAAAGAGUUUCUUGGCUGAUGUUCGUUUCUAUCUUCAGAUGACAGUAGAAGCUGUGAAAGAAAAGCUAUGGAAAAAGUGUGGAACUUCUGUUACUUCAAUGUGUCUUGAGCUUUAUGAUGAUAGAGGUGCUAAAAUUGCAGACUUAAGCGAUGACAUGAAACCAUUUGGCUUUUAUUUUCCACAAGAUGGGUAUCGACUACAUGUUAUUGACACCGAUCCGUCCUCAAUAUUAGCUGGUGGUUGGAUGGAUGAUACCUCGAAUGUGGAGAAAUACACAAUCUCUGAGGAGGCUUAUGAUAAACUUGAUGGUACUUUCAAAAAGUUCAAGGAACAAUUGCCACAUAAACAUACUACUACUAGUGAAGCCAAGAUAUGUGACAAUUACAUGGAGGAUCUUUGCGCGCAUAUCAAGGUAGGGGAUAGAUGCCAAGUUGAGCCUGGAGAAAGGAGAGGCAUUGUCAAAUUUGUUGGUCGGGCAGAAACACUAGCUUCUGGUUUUUGGCUUGGAGUUCAAUUUGAUGAACCAGUAGGAAAACACGACGGAAUGGUGAAAGGCAAACGCUACUUCAACAGCCCUCCCCUUCACGGCGUAAUGGUUCGCCCAGAUAAAGUAAAGGUGUCUACUUUCUUAAGAUCUCUAGCUUUACUAGGUUGUUUAUUAUAUAAGUUUUGAGGUUUAAGGUUUGGGUCUUCGGGAUAUGGUUUUUAACAUUGGAAAGGAAAAGGAAAAACUCUCUAGCUGUACUUGGUUGUUUAUAAAAACUGGAGUUAUGGCUCGUUGUAUUGGCUGUUCAGGUUGGGGAUUAUCCAGAACGAGAUCCAUUUGAAGAAGAUGAAAUUUAGUUGUUUUCUUUAUUUCGAUUGUUGCAAAUUGUGAGACCAAUUUGACCGUUUGAGAGCCAUGUGAAUGAUGCAAAGCAAACCAUAACUAUUUUUAAGGUAUGGAUGCAGACUCGAUUUCACUAAUAAGACUUUCAAUCUUCAGACUUUUGUCUUGACUUUGUCUCUUCAGUUUUCACCAGCGAUAUUUUUAGUUAUGCCAAACAUAGCCAAUGGCAUUUCGGGCGUAAAUGGCGAACUGCGAACCCCAUAGUUUCAAUGUAGGCAUAAUGUGUAGCAAUAUGCUGGGAGUCAUUACAAACAAUUU
This is a messenger RNA of Cuscuta campestris, 1507 nucleotides long. NCBI's taxonomy places the organism in Eukaryota, Viridiplantae, Streptophyta, Magnoliopsida, Solanales, Convolvulaceae. The record is from the annotation of a GenBank genome assembly.